Messenger RNA from Eimeria necatrix, 1512 nucleotides. RefSeq names its product GF20490, related, related. The record is from RefSeq and is a predicted model, not a curated record. Gene Ontology annotation, biological process: nuclear-transcribed mRNA catabolic process. Gene Ontology annotation, molecular function: 5'-3' RNA exonuclease activity; RNA binding. Gene Ontology annotation, cellular component: nucleus. NCBI's taxonomy places the organism in Eukaryota, Apicomplexa, Conoidasida, Eucoccidiorida, Eimeriidae. The transcript is spliced from 3 exons. The annotation marks the transcript as partial.
AGCAGGAACGGCAGAGCGAUCGGUGACCAACAGCAGCAGCAGCAGCAGCAGCAGCAGCAGCAGCAGCAGCAGCAGGAGGGUGUGGGGUGUGCUGCGCGCAGGCACCAGUGGCAGUGGGUGGUGCUGCUGCCGUUCAUAGACAAGAAGCGGCUGCUGGCAGCAGCGCAGCAGCUGGAAGGCAAUUUGCUGCCGGAGGAGCAGCAGCGGAACUCGCUGUCGGAAACUGAGGUGUACGUACACCGCACGCACCCCCUAGCAGCAGCAAUUCAGCAGCUGCUGCCCGCCCACGGCCGCGGGCUGCUGCCGGGCGAAGAGCCCGACUGGGCAGCAGCAGCAGCAGCAAGAAGAGUUCCCCGCGGGGUGUGGGGCCCCGGUUUGCUGCUGCCAACCAGCUGCAGCAGCGGCCUCGCCGGCCGCCUCUUCUACUGCGAAGCAGCAGCAGCAGCAGCUCCCGGCAAGGUCCUCCACAGCCCAGAUGAGUCGAGGAAGGAAAGGGCCUUCAACGGGGCAGCAGCGCGCCGCAUGGUCAUGUUUGCACUGGGAUGCGGCCGCCAGCAGCAGCAGCAGCAGCAGCAGCAGCAGCAGCAGCAGCAGCAGCAGCAAGGAUGGAAUGGAGCAACUAACGGCAACCGCUACCAAGGCAGGGGCCCCCAGGGGCCCCACCAGUACGCCGAGCAGCAGUAUGCGCAGCAGCAAUACUCGCAGCAGCACUACUCGCAGCAGCAGCAGCAGCAGCAGCAGCAGCAGCAGCAGCAAAGGCUGGAGCAGCAGCAGUUCAGGGGGCCCCUCCCUCCCCAGCUGUGGAGGCCCCCCUACGGCGGGGCGCAGCACCCCGCGUCUGUACACCCUGCUGCUCUUGCUGCUGCUGCUGCUGCUGCACCACCCCACAUAAUCCCAGUGGCUAUGCGGCUGCAGCAGCAGCUAAACCCUAUGGCUUGCCAAGCUGGGGGCCCCCCUGGCAGCAGGUGGAAUGGGGGGAGGCCCCCAGUGGGGCCCCCGCAGGACCCCUGGGCCUCUUCGAGUGCCUACGGGGGGCCCCCUGGGGGGCCCCCCUGGGGGCCCCCCGGGGGACGCCCAGGGGGCCCCCUGAACCCCCCGAGAGACCCGCGGGGCAGAAGGCAGCCUGAAAGGCCCCUCUCGGGGGCCCCUUGGCAGCAGCAGGGGCCCCCUGGGUAUGGAGGGUACGGCGCGCAGCAGCAGCAGCAGCAGCAGCAGCAGCAGCAGCGGCCGCCGUGGGGCUGCCCGGCGAACUCCAUGCAGCAGCAGCAGCAGCAGCGGCAGCAGCAGCAGCAGCAGCAGCGGGGAGACAACAACGGCGCGGCAGCAGCAGAAAGGCAGCAGCAGCAGCAGCAGCUGCUGCUGCUGCUGCUGCUGCUGGUACUGCGGCGCGAAGAGGACGCACAGAGGCCCAGAGAUAGCGGUAGCUGGCAGCAAGGGGCAGAAUGCAGCGCAGCAGCCGCAGCAGCAGCAGCAGCAGCAGCAGCAGCAGCAGCAAAGGCCAGAGGCAGCUGA